Messenger RNA from Colletotrichum orchidophilum, 1023 nucleotides. RefSeq names its product peptidase C14. The record is from RefSeq and is a predicted model, not a curated record. Lineage: Eukaryota; Fungi; Ascomycota; Sordariomycetes; Glomerellales; Glomerellaceae. The coding region runs from base 1 to 1023 and encodes 340 amino acids. The transcript has 3 exons.
AUGCUCCCCUCGAAUGCCCCCAGGGCUCGCAUCUUCACUUGCGACUGGCCGGCGGCUCUGUUCAACGAAGCGGCGACCAUCCAGUUGACAGCCAACGAGCUUGCUCGGAAGCUCCUCCACGGCAUCGAAACACGGGAUCCUGUCACCGAUCGGCCUAUCUUGUUCGUCGCCUCCUGCUUGGGUGGCAUCGUACUAAGCAAAGCCCUCAUCAUGGCAGCCCAGGAAGGAAGCGGCUUCACAUCCUUGUGGGCCGCUACGGGAGGUGUCAUUUUUCUGGCGACGCCUUUCCGAGGCACGGCCUUCCAGGAAGUCGCCCGACAUGCAUGCCUUUUCUUACAAGGCUCUGCAAAGCUCUCCAGCAAGCGAGUCACGACUCUUCUAGACAGUGUGGAAGCGUCGACUCCCUUCCUUCAGGAUCUUGUGGGAGAAUUUACCUCCAUUUGCAGAUCGCGAGGCGAUGAAUGUCGCCUGGCCAUUUUUUACGAAACGGAAAAGGGAAAUCUCUUGCGCAAGGUGUUACCAACCUGGGCGGCAGACUUCCUGAAGAGACCACAACAGUUAGUGGAUAGCGGCUCUGCCCGGCUGGACAUUGUCACGAAUCCCAUCGCUCUCGAGCGGAACCAUGUCAUGAUGAACAAGUUCCCAGGUCAAGAGGAUGCAGACUACAAAGCCGUGGCCCGAAAGAUCAGCUCCAUUAUCAAAAGCAUGCGUGAGGGACGCCCAAUAGACCGCGCGGACACGAUAAUUCGCGAAAAGUGCUACGCCAAGAACAAGCUUCGCGUUGAAAGACUCUCGGGGAAGGCCCUGUCGGAGGAGAAUUGUUACAUCAACCUGGCCAUCAUACAAAGGCCCGGCAAUUCUGCGAUUAAUCCCCAAACUGAACAGUCGAAGAACAGUUCUUCUCCUUUUUCGCUCAACGCCCGAUUGAACAUUGAGCGACCGGAGAAAGAGAAGGAGAUGUCACUUCCAACUCUUUUCGACGGGCGAGAAGGCAUCGACGGGGUGAAGGAUACUAUCGGUUGA